Messenger RNA from Lodderomyces theae, 891 nucleotides. RefSeq lists its product as uncharacterized. The record is from RefSeq and is a predicted model, not a curated record. Bases 1 to 891 code for a protein of 296 amino acids. The transcript has a single exon. NCBI's taxonomy places the organism in Eukaryota, Fungi, Ascomycota, Pichiomycetes, Serinales, Debaryomycetaceae.
AUGAUAAGGGAACAGGAUUUCGAGCUUACCCCCGAAGACCAUCUGUCCACUAUUGAUGCUGUCAUUGAAAGAUAUCCAUACUACACAACUGUCCGCUUAAUCAGCGACGCCUCAGUGGAUUUUACUCCCAAGCCAUGUCUACGAGAAGUAACAAAUACAACCAACUUGAUGGACCUUAUACGACUGAAAAACACCGCAAGUGAGUCCUACAUCGAAGCAGUACCCAUGGACCAAGUCCGUCUUGAUCCAUCAUUUCAAAACAAGUUACAAUUUCACGGAAAUCCCCAAAAUGAAGCCGUUAUCCAUAUCGAUCAAUUGUCGUAUCAGAAACUACCUAAUUUGAACCCACCAGCGGAGACGUGGCAUCGAACAAGAAGAAAAAGAAGAAGUGAACCAUGUGUCGACUCUCCUCAAGUAAGAAAGAUAACCAAUGACAAGAUUGGCUCUGGUGGACACAACCAUUCUCGAUAUCGCUACAAGAUCAAGAUCAAAUUGUGCCAUCAAGCCCUACUUGAAUCCAUCAUCAAGACACUAUUCAGCAACGCGCAAGUUGAAUCUUACAUAUACGACGAAAGCAUAAACUUACCAAUACCCGAAGUGCGCAAGGAUACGAUGCAUAUGCCAGUCAACCAAGUGGCCUUAUCUGACCUUGAUGACUUUAAGCAAAAAGCAGAGGGUUUGCUUAUGCUAUACACCGAUUUGGACCCACAACAAGUCAUAACCAACAUGGACGUCGAUACAAUCGCGUUGACUCGCUACACUAUGCACAAUGUCUGCUCUAAAUCCAUCACUGGUGCAGAAUGGAAAUUGUUAUCACUACAUACAAAGGACACACACACGUUUAUUCAAAGGUAUCAAGGCCUGAUUCUUGUCCGUGAUGAAAUAAGUUAA